AUGCACAAAACCCAGCGAUCAACAGUACAAUUUAGUGCCUUGAAACACCUUUCACAGGGAAUUUGUAAUUUUUCUUUUUUUCUUUCUGGCUCGAUUCAUUCAAUUUCUCUCCCAUUCGUUUUUCGGUUCUCCGUUUUUCCUAAUUUUGGGUUUUCAUUACGUCUUUCUUAUUUCCUAGCAGCUGAAGGACGUCAGUACUUUCUCACGGGUGCCAAUAGUCGAUAUUUGCGCCAAAGCAAAAGUGCGGAUAAGUCUGGUAAACAUUUUCCUUAUCGCUUCACAAUUAUUUUUUUUUAUUCUUUCUUUCUUUCUUUCUUUCUUUCUUUCUUUCUUUCUUUCUUUCUUUCUUUUGUUACAUCAUUGAAAUAUGCUUUCGUUUUUGUAAGUUUCUGUUUUUUUUAUGAAUCCAUUUAUCAUUCUUUCUUUCUUUCUUUCUUUCUUUCUUUCUUUCUUUCUUUCUUUCUUUCUUUCUUUGAUAUUUUUCUUACGCCAUUUUUUUUUUUCAUUGCCUUUUUCUUUCUCCUGCUACUACCGCUUUUGGUUUCUCCAUCUUUUUUUAUCAUUCUAAGUUUUCCUCCCCUCUUUCUUUCAUUCAUUCUUUCUUUCAUUUUUCUUUCUGUUAUGUUUUCUCUCUUCAUGGCUCUUUUCAUCUCUCCAUUCCCCUUUUCUCUCUUCCUUUCUUUCUUUCUUUUCCUUUCUUUCUUUCUUUUCCUUUCUUUCUUUCUUUCUUUUUUUUUUUCUUUCUGUUACAAAUUUCUUGGAAAACAUUCUUGA
This is a messenger RNA of Acanthosepion pharaonis, 774 nucleotides long. NCBI's taxonomy places the organism in Eukaryota, Metazoa, Mollusca, Cephalopoda, Sepiida, Sepiidae. The record is from the annotation of a GenBank genome assembly.